Mya arenaria is the source of this 9314-nucleotide messenger RNA. RefSeq lists its product as uncharacterized. Gene Ontology annotation, biological process: regulation of DNA-templated transcription. The record is from RefSeq and is a predicted model, not a curated record. Bases 631 to 4026 code for a protein of 1131 amino acids. Gene Ontology annotation, molecular function: DNA-binding transcription factor activity, RNA polymerase II-specific; RNA polymerase II cis-regulatory region sequence-specific DNA binding. The transcript has 3 exons. NCBI's taxonomy places the organism in Eukaryota, Metazoa, Mollusca, Bivalvia, Myida, Myidae.
UGCAAAGUUGUUUUUCUUUUUCACUCAUGUCCGUCUUAUUGGAAUGUUUUGUUUUUCUUAUUAAAAAAAAAACGCAGAUGAGUUUAUAUCAACUUGAUGGAUGCACUUGCAAAUUCUCAUCAACUGUCGAAGUAUAUUGAUAUUACACGCAGGUUUAUAACAGUCAAAACACUGAUCCUAAGCUGACGAGAUGGACUUGAGCAUGGCAGUUACUGUAAAUACGCACAGACUAUAUGAAUAAGAAUAUGGUUAUGAAAAUGAAAUCUAUAUAAUAAAGUUUCACUACCUCAUUAACUGAUAUGGAGACAUGUGUAUUUAUACAAGAGAGAAACAUAGGGAUUUGCAACGAAACCAGUAUGGCUGUGAAUCAGGUUCUGUUGAUUUAUUUUAAUGGAAUCAAAACAAUUUACAUGUGUUAAUUGCAGACUGGGACUGAUUAAUCAAAUGAAGUUAAGUUGUGUACAGACAUAGUUUUAAAACAGUUAGAGACAUCAGUAUGAACAAAGGAACAAGCUAAAUGCUGUCUGAAAUAGUAUAGACAUGAAACACAGAGAACAGCAAAGAUGGAGCAGACAGGAAAGCAAAUCAUUCAAUCCUUAGGUCACCAGCAUACUCAUUAAAGUAACAGCGAUGGCAGACUCUUAUGUGUGUAAGAAAUGUGGAAAAGUGGCAAAGACGAAGCAGGCUCUGGAAAGACAUGCUGCCUACCACGAAGAUGAAAGGCCGUUUGCUUGUGAGGUCUGUCUCCAACGGUUCAAGAACUCGGAUGACAGAGGGAAGCACUACCGGCGUCUUAGACGGGACAGCAAGUUUAAUAUUGCUUGUACCGUUUGCCACAAACACUUUAAGUCCCAUGAAAUUCUUCACAAACAUUUGGAAAUAUUGGGCUGCCUGUCCAAAGCCAACAACGAAGACCCCGGUGGUAGUGAUGUGAAGAUUGAAGCUCUAAACGAUGAAGCUACAGGAUCUGAAACUAUUGUUGAAGAGGUUCUAAAAGAUGCUAAAUCGACUGAGUCAUGUGUACCAGAUCAAAAGUUAGUGAAGUGUGUGUGUAAGAUCUGUCCUGCAGGGUUCUUAGAUGUCGAUAGUCUUAAAACUCACUAUAAAAUAGUGCAUAAUGAGACUAAGAGACAAGUUUGCUUGCAGUGUGGGCAGACACUUAGCUCAAAAGACAGUCUGGCAAGGCAUUUCAGCAUAUUUCAUCAGCAAGAUUAUCCAUAUCAAUGUUCCCUAUGUGAUCAGAAGUUUAAGAUAAAGGAAGGAUUAUGCCGCCAUAUUAAAUUUGUUCACAAAGAUAAAGGAUAUGAAUGCGAUAUUUGCCAUAGGAUAUUUAGCCAGCCAGUCAACCUUAAAAAGCAUAUGGCUGUGCAUACAGCAGAAAAAGAGUUCUUGUGCACAUUUUGUGGGAGAGAGUUUAGAUGGAAGCAGGCGCUUCAAAAACAUAUGCUUUUGCAUCAAAAUGGAGCUAAAAUGGUAGGAAAGGUUGACAAUAUGGGUAUAAAUUUAUGCCAAAAACAUGAUGAUUUGGUGAAGCCAGAGGAAGGCUUUGUAAAUGAUAAAUCAGAGAUACAUGUUUUAAUUCAUGAUGAUGAUGAAGAUGACGAUAAUAAUGACGAUGAUGAUGAUGAUGAUGAUGAUGAUGAUGAUGAUGAUGAUGCUCAAAGUGAUAGUUUUGACUUGCCUGAAAUUUUGAGUGUAAGUGGUGCGAUAAAAAACGGAGGCAUUGACUUAGAACUCAAUAAACAUUCAAGAAAUGUGAAUGAACCUGUAGAGUUUAAUUCAAGCCCUGUUCCUUCAGACGUUACGAAAAGCAAACAGAUAUGCUCUGACGAAAUUAAUGAUUCUUAUAAUUACAUUAUUGUUAAUGAUGCUAUAGCGUGUGAAGAAGAUACUAAUGAAGAAACUAUUUUAAAGGAAACAAAUCAAGAUACAUCAAGCUUAAAUAUUGAUACAACAAAUCUAAGAAGAAAACGAAAAAGUAGUGAACAAGCUUUACACCUCGAACCUGGAAAAUUCUCAAAAGUUUAUGAGUUUGCCAGUAUAGUUUCAAACUACACCAGCAAACAAGAUGAACUGGAUAACUUUGAUAGUAAACAAAAAACACAUGUUCAUUCGCUGAAUAUUGGUCAGGAUAAAGUUAUCAAACAUAGCAACAGUAAUGACUGCAUUGAAAUUGAUGAUGAUUCUGAUGGUGAUGAUGCUUACUCGGAAGAAUCCCAUAGACAGUCAUCAAUGUCUAAACACCUCACUAGCGUUCCAGCAGAGAUGGACAAGGAUGCUCCUCCAUGGUAUUUCAAACCUGCGUUUAUUCACAAAAUAAUGUCAAAGCCGAAACUUUAUUCUGACGAGGAUAGCAACGAUUUUACUUAUUCAAAUACAAAGACUGCAUUGGUUUCACCAGAAAUCUCAGAGAGAAUAAGACAGGAGCAAUUGUUAGCUAAGAAAUUCCAGGUCAAGGUUAUGAGUCCCACCUCUCAGGCAAUCAUUUCCGGACGGACAACCAGCGCUGUAGAGGCUAACAAUCAAAGCACAGCAAAUAAACCAAAUGGUAAGAAAAUGACCAAUACCGGAAUGUUAAAAUCAGAAGAGCGUGGUCUUGGAAAAUUUUCUUUGGUGAAACACAUGUUGUCGUUGCAAAAUGAAGACAAUUUUGACAAAGCAAUAUUUCGAAAUCCAUUGUACAGUGCCCCAGCAGAUAUAAAUGGGUUUAAGAAGUUAGUUGAGAGACAUAAAAUCUCUGCUGGUGCUGAUGAUGAUCUUUAUGAUUUAUCUGCCAAGCAAAAUAUUCCAUUCAUGUGGCUGGGAAUGAAAAAGACGUCUAUGACAACAGACAAUAAACGUAAACAUGAAAACCAACAUGCUGAAAGAAAAGGUUCCACUGACGAAGCACUGCAUUCGUGUGAUUUGAGCUCUAAGAACGUGGAUAGUGUAAAACGAGGUAACGAUGAAGAUGUCUGUCGAAAUAGAUCAACAGCAGAGGUGUUUUAUCCUACCGAGGAAAUUAAUCAAAUGGUAGAUGAUAAUGUACAGCACGAACGUGACUCCUCAAAUAGACACAAGCACUUGUUUCAACGUGAUUUCUCGUGGGAUAAAACGCAAUCAAGUCUAAAUCAUACCACAUCGCUUCAACCAUAUGAUUAUAGUAAAACCCACGAGUCUACCAAUCCACAAGAAAGUGGACACCUGAUAGAUACAAGUCAAACACACACUCAAGCGAAGGAAAUGCGAGCUACUCAAACUAGGCCACACGUUAUGUCUAACGAAGUGUCGGCAACACAAACUAGCCCACACGUUUACUCUAAUGCAGUCUCGGCAAAUCAAAUAAGACCACAUGUGUCUUAUACUGGAUCGACUUGUAGGACGGCAAUGUUUAACAGGCAUGAUUGUCACACAAAGUUUAGCUUUACACCGGGUGAUGCGUCUAUGUUGAACAACCCAUUUGUUCUCUCAACCUCAGUUCAAGAUUUUUCACUUAAAUCUCAAAAUCAAUGCUCAGAUAUUUAUCCAGAGAAACCGUCAGUACACAAACCGUGUUGUGAUUUAGGUAGCAGAUCGCCAAGGACACAGGCAAGUGUGUUGUACAGUUCACCCGGAAAUAACACCACGCAUGAAACACCCGCCCAUACAACAGAACUAUCCAAUCAAACUCAGUUUCAAACACAAGUACAAGGCUCUAAAUUACCGUCAUCAUUCCAUGCCGACUCCCAUCUUGUAAAGAGACAGAACUCGUAUGCAUCUUCAUCCGAACAGCAGCCGCAGUUGUUAAAUCGACAACAUUCCUUAACAUUUCGUCAUUCUGGUGAUAACACAUACACUGCCAUUAAAACGAAAGAACUGGGAAUCAGUGACUUGGAUGAAGAAAGAUCUGUAAAAUAUGAUACGGCGAACGCGCAUUUAUUUGCUGAUUCAAAUACUGUUCGGUAUACAAAUCGAGACAUAGCUGUUGAAUCCAACGGAAAAAGUGGUGCAUUGAAGAACGACAAGCCACGUGCAAACGUUGUAAACCUACAGCACAUAAGGACUUGAACUUUAAAUGGUCUGCGUUGACAGGACUUAGUGCCAUAACUUGAUCUAAUGGAAAUUGGGGUUUUUAUAUCCCCGACAAACAAAGUUUGAGGGGGUAUUUUGGAGUCACCUUAUGGUCAGUCGGUCGGUGUUCAGUCUUUUGCAUUUUUUCUUGUCCGGAGCAUAACGUAACGAAAGUAGUUUUAUCAGUAUAUUAUUACAAAAUGUUUAAAAUCAUUAAACUGUGAAUCUAAUGUAUAGUUAAGUUUAGGUCAGGUCUAGAAGGUUUUCAUAGUUACUGAACCAGCCGGCAUUUGGGGGUAUUCGUCACUUGUGUGGCAGCUCGAGUUGAACCUACCUGAUCUCGGAAACGGUAAUGUGUCCGUGUUUGAGAUGUUCGGGCAGAGUGGUAACUAAUUACUUGUAUAUAUGGCAUUGAAUAUAACUUUGUGAAGUGCGAUUAUUUUAAUAUCCUAGUCCCAUUUUUGCAAACGUGUUGAGUCUAACCGUCCGACUUCAGAUCUGAAUUAUAUUUCUGUUUAAUCAAAUUACAACAAGAACAAUGAAAAUUGCUAAAAUACGUGUAGCAUGUUCUAUUAUUAUCUAGUCGUUUUUUUGAAACCAGGUUACAUAAAUGAUGUUUUGUUACCUUCAUAAAUUCAAUGCUUAGUUUGACUUCUGGACUCGAUGUGUAUGUGUUUAUAGGCCCUGAUAUUGUUGUUGAGAUUUUAGAGCUGCCUAUUUUUUUGAUAUGUUUACAUUUCAUAUAUCGGUGUUUGCUUCAUUGUUUUGUUAAUGGUUAAUACGUUUUGAAAUGUUUUGUUAUAUGUGUAUUGUUUUCAUUAUUUGUAUUCGUUAUUGAUAUAUGUAACUUGUUCAGAGUUUAUCUUGUUUGAGCUUAGGCAAAGUGCUCAAUUGCGCAAAUAGAGUGACCUCCCGUUGAUCGUCUUCUUUCUCUGUUGUCACCAACUGCUCUUCGUUGCUUGACACAAUCUUUAACAAUGCUCAUUUGGUGGCCCACUAUCAAAGAUGUUGAAUUAAUUGUAUUCUAUUGUAGAUUGAACUGCGAUGACAACGGGAAGAAAUGCUUUAAAAUUUAUUAAUUUGAUGGCCUGAUUUUGAAAUAAUUUCUCCGGACUUGUCCGUUACUAUUUGUAAUCAAUCUGCUGGGUUUCAAUAUUAGGCCUUUACCCAUUUUUAUGCAUGGAUAAUUAUUAUGUUUAACUCAUUUAAUAGUAUAAAUAAAAAAGCAUAUGAUGACAAAUUUAGCAAUAUAUUGGUGCUUUUAUAACUGGGGAAUAUGUAGCCAUGCAGCUAUUAAUUAUGAAAAAAACAUAUAAAGGCUAAUAUUGGUUUAUAUGAACACAAAUCAUAUGGGGAGUUUUUGUUAAUGUUGUUUUUUUUUUAUUCUAAAAACCAAAUGAGUCAAUCAUAAAAGCAUCAAAAUGUUUGUUUUUUGCAUCAACCUGUGUUUUGCGCCUUUAAAAGUUGAAUAUCAUGUGAUGGGGUUGAUGAAUAAUAGAAUAGUUUUUCAAAAAUUGAUUUAAAAUAGAACCCGCAGUUCCUUAAAUGACGCUGAAUUAAGAUUAAAGCGGUUGCAAUUCAACAUGUAUAUGGGCAUCAAAUAGCGGGAUCGGUUUCCCUAUAUAUUACUGUUAUGUUCAAAAUCUUAAAACCAGUGUGAUACGAAAAGACGAUUUUAAGAUUAUUUCACAACGUUAAUGCCUUCAACAAUUGCGGGAACAGGAUUUAUAAAAAACAAACGGACUAGUUGAAUCUCCUUGAUUUUUUUCGAAAUGUCUGUAUAGUUGUACAGGCAUGUUCCGUUGGUUUGUUAACAAACGUGUUUGGAUCUGCAUACGUGUGGAACAUAAUUGAGCGAUUUGGGCCCCUCAAGUGUUCAUUGGAUGUAUUUUUUCUGUUUAUCAAAGUGUGAAUUUAUCUUGAUUUGAAAAAGAUAUGUUUGUUGUUAGAUGUUUAAUUAUCGGAGCAUAAUUUUUGUAUUUCCGUUUAUUUAGUAGGUCAUUUAGAAAAUAUGGCACAAAGUGCGGAAUGUUCAUAACAUGUAUAUACUCAUACCUAUUUAAAUAUGUGAAAAGCCUCACUGUGGUGUUUUGAUAUAUAUAUAUGGCUUUGACAUUAUUUGAUUAUGGUUGUUUGUUUUAUGGCUGUUAUCUUGUAUAGCGUUGCAUAAUAUUAACUGUUUCACAAAUAUGUUACGGGUUUUGUAUGACGUGAUUUGACGUCGCCUUCAUUGCAUGACCUACAUGUAUAGGGAUCUUGUUGUUUGGCGUCAUCGUCAGCUGCGUUGCACUUUUGUCGCCGCAUUUCACAUUUAAUAUUAACCAAACUUGGAUAAUUGAGUUAUCGCAGUUUCAUUCCGAAGUUGAAUUAUUAGAUUUUGAAAACAUUUGUCCACUCACUACCUCCAGUCUAUCAUAUCCAAUGAUUAUCAAACUUUGUGACAAAGCAUGAUAUCUCAAUCUUUAAGAAGUAGAUUGCACAUUUCACUCGGAGGUUAUAGCCUUUGAAUUGUUAUAAUUUAACCAAAUUAACUUCAUUCACUAUUUUAAUUUGAACCUGAACUAAACUUGAUGACGAUGUUUAUGUCACGAACAAGUUCGAUAACAGUCAGAUCAAGUAAUUCGCUUUCAGUUAUAGGUCACAGGCUAACAGACUUUAGAACCGGUUAUCGAAAUCAGGUAUCAGUCAGAUGUACUAUUGGCAUGGCAGUUGAAAGACUCAAUGCGAAGGGCUUAUAAAAUGGGACGUAUGUUGUUAUGUGGUUCAAACUAGUGCGAAUUAAUACUUUUAAUACGUUCAUAAGAUGGUAACGUCAAUGUGAAUUUGAAAGCAAGCCGAAGAAUCUGUAAUAAAUCUUUGUGAGGAACCGAGGGAUAAGGUAAUUAUAGAUCAUUACUUAGGUUAUAAUAGAUAAGUACGCAGAAAAAAGAAAUGUGUUGCCUUACUUUAUCAAUACGUAUAUCCAGACGUCAGGUUUCAUUUAAUUAACCUUGCACUAGCAAGAAAAUUGCGAUAUGAAAGCAUUAUCCAUAUAUCCUAGUUCAUUUAGGUUUAUCAGUAACUGUUAUGAAAGUAAUAUAUAAACAUCUCAAAACAAAUACAUAUAUUGCGCAAUGUUCAUUAUUAUAGUCCUGAAGGAGGGUAUACAUCUCUGCUGUUAUGAAUCUAACUGAUUGAGUAAAAAAAUACAUAACCUUCUCUUAUGAAAUGACAGUCACCUAUCGGUUACAGUUGGGGCCACUCGAACUAUAUUAAGGGUUCGAUUGUUAUUGCCUGUGAACAGAACUUUAAAAGAAGUAACUUCAGGCUUGUUGUGCCUACAACCUUUCAGCAUUUUCGUUAAAAAUGUCAGUCUUUUUACUUCUUUCUUACUUGGGCGCCUCCUUUCUUAUCAUAACCAAAUAUUGGACCAUUGUUUAUGGAUAAAUUGUCUGACCAAUGUAAAAAAACAAACAAAGUCAACCAACAAUAGAUUUUCAGUUACCACAACACAAUCGUAUUUUUAACUGACUAGCUCAUUGCAACUUUAAAACAAUGCAUAUGGGUAUACAAUACAAACAUAGUUGGACUGUGAAUUAUUUAUUAUUUGUUAAAAUAUAAAUAUGCCCCUUCCCCAACUUCAUCAAGUGAUUAUAAAGAGAAAAACGUUAUGUUCAUACUUUCGUGUCAAUUCGUUUCAAUAACUGUGUAAUAGCUCAAAGCAGGCGACAUUUUCCUUCGGCAGGAUUCUAGUUGAUUGUAUAGUUUUAUUAUAGUUUUAUAUUCAUAUUGGGUGAGCAACUUAAAUAUAAACAUGCAUUUUUAAAACAAAUAUAUAUAUACAUUGCUCAAUUUUCAUCAUUAUAUGUUCCUAAAGGAGGGUAAAAAUCUCUGCUGGUUGUGCGUUUCAGCACGUUGCGCGUUCCAACCACUUACCUCCGAGACAAAUGCCAUGCUGUGAAAGGUCUUGAGUUAUGGUAUCUGUUUCAAAACUCCCACUAAACGAAUGGUAUGUUUUUAACUCUUCCAUUUGUUCAGCGGGAGUUAUGAGCUUUAGGUUUCAGUCCUUAUUUAUCCCUUACGUAUAUAAUUACCUCAAUACUUUGCAUUUAAUACACUUAAUAUACGCCUUUUUAAAAAACAGGGCGUAUAAUGGCAUAAAAAUGCGGUAGACGUCAACCAAAGUUGUCAUGUCUAGAAAUUCGCAAUUGCUUUGUCCUAAUUUGAAUAACCAGCAUAAGCAUUUUUUUGUAAUUUAGGAAUUUUUAGCCCUAUAUUUGCCAAAUUUCAAUGUGCCUUUUUGUUAACGUGACUAUUACUCUUCCAAUUUUUAUCUGUUUUAUUGUUUAUGGCCAAAAUAUAUCUGACUGUUCUGAUAACCAUAUUGACUUUGCAACUCAGGAGUUAUGGCCCUUUAUUUGUCAAAGAUUGACCUCAUGCUUCCUUACUUGACUAGUGCUUAUCCAGUGUUUACAACACGUGUGUACACCUUAAUUACAGACAUAAUUAUUCUCUAUUUCCUGCCUGGUCUCUUUUGCCAGGCCUUCGUUAUUGCAUUUGACCCAAUUGACUCGAUCGCUCUCAUUUGUUAUUGCCUUUGACCCAAUUUACUCGAUCGCUCUCAUUCGUUAUUGCCUUUGACCCAAUUUACUCGAUCUAUCUCAUUCGGUAAUGCUUUUGACCCAAUUUACUCAAUCGCUCUCAUUUGUUGUUGACGUUGACCCAAUUAACUCGAUCGCUCUCAUUUGUUAUUGCCUUUGACCCAAUUUACUCGAUCGCUCUCAUUUGUUAUUGCCUUUGACCCAAUUAACUCGAUCGCUAUCAUAAGUUAUUGCUUUUGACCCAAUUUACUUGAUCGCUCUCAUUUGUUAUUGCCUUUGACCCAAUUUACUCGAUCGCUCUCAUUCGUUAUUGCCUUUGACCCAAUUUACUCGAUCGCUCUCAUUUGUUAUUGCCUUUGACCCAAUUUACUCAAUCGCUCUCAUUUGUUAUUGCCUAUGACCCAAUUAACUAGAUCGCUCUCAUUCGUUAUUGCCUUUGACCCAAUUUACUCGAUCGCUCUCAUUUGUUAUUGUUUCUGACCCAAUUUACUCGAUCGCUCUCAUUCUUCAACAUUUGUUUAUCAAAUAUUUAUGCUGUUAUACUUCUGAAACAAAUUAACGUAAUUAAGGCUUUUGUUUUCGCAUUCUCAACAUGAUUGCUGUUUGUUUUUUUAUGACCCAUGGCCGUUUUCAUAAGUUGAUAUAUUUUUUCAAUAAGUUUUACCGAGGUUAUAAUUAUGAAUUACACAAUAAAUAUUUACUAAA